AUGCCUCUCCACCAGUUCGACUACCUCUUCGCCAUCGGCACCAUCUUCGCCGGGCUUGAUGCCUGGAACAUUGGUGCCAACGAUGUCGCCAACUCCUGGGCGACUUCGGUCGCGUCCCAGUCGGUCACCUACCUCCAGGCCAUGAUUCUCGGAUCCAUUAUGGAGUUUGCCGGGUGCGUUGGCGUUGGCGCGCGUGUCGCCGAUACGAUCCGCACCAAGGUCGUCGACACUUCCCUCUACAAGGACGACCCGGCUAUGCUGAUGCUCGGCAUGGUUUGCGCCGUCACUGCCUCGUCUAUCUACCUCACUUUCGCUACGAAAAUCGGCAUGCCGGUCUCCACUACGCACUCAAUUCUCGGCGGUGUUAUCGGCAUGGGCGUUGCUUCCGUUGGUGCCAAUGGUGUACAGUGGGUUGGCUCCGGCAGUGGCACCGGUGCCAUCAACUCCGGCGUCGUCCAGGUCUUCCUCGCUUGGAUUAUCGCUCCCGUCCUGGCCGGCUGCUUCGCUUCGAUCAUCUUCCUCGUCACAAAAUUCGGCAUCCUCAAGCGCGCCAACUCAGCACUCUGGGCGCUGCGCACUCUCCCCAUCUACUUCGGCGUUGCCGCCAUGCUGCUCACCAUGUUGCUCUUGUGGAAAGGCGGCAGCUACGAGAUCAAGCUCACCGAUUCCGAGGUCGCCGGCACCAUUGUCGGCGUUGGUGCUGCCUUCGGCGUGUUCAUUGCCCUCACUCUCGGCGUCUUCUUGUACCGCCUCAUUUAUCUCGAGGACUGGCAGCUCCGUUGGUACCACGUUUUCCUCGGCCCUGUCCUCCUUUUCCGCGGCCCGGUGCCGCCGCCGCCCGAGGGCAAGGCCCUUGUCUUGAAGGAUUUCUACGCCGGCAAAGCGACCAAGGAGAGUCUCGAGGCUCGCAAGGCCGCCGAGCGCAACGAUGUUGAGCUCGUGGGUGCCAAGCCCAACGAGAAGGGCGAGGGCUCCGACGCUGGCUCGGCUGAGCCCACAACCCAAAGCCCCCUGGCCAAUGUUACCGCGCCUCCUCACAAGAGCCUUGUUGGUCCCAAGCCCGAGGGCAAGUGGUACGAGGGUGCUGUGCUCUUCUGGUAUGUCAAGUGGGCGUUGCUGCGUGGUGUCGACAAAGAAGUGGUCAAUGCCAAGAGCACCCACAGCAAGCUGGCCGCCAACAUCGAUGAGGUGCACGCCUACGCCGAUCAUUUCGACAACCGGACUGAGUACGUCUACACCUUCCUACAGGUCAUGACCGCCUGCACCGCCUCCUUUACGCACGGCGCCAACGACAUUGCCAACGCUGUCGGCCCUUACGCCACCGUCUUCGAAGUCUGGAACGACGGCGCGCUUCCCCCGAAGGGCAAGUCUGACGUGCCCGUCUGGAUUCUCUGCUUUGGCGGCGCCAUGCUCGUUAUUGGUGUCUGGACCUACGGCUACAACAUUAUGCGCAACUUGGGCAAUCGUCUUACUCUGCAGUCGCCUUCGCGUGGUUUCUCCAUGGAGCUGGGCUCUGCCGUCGCCAUUAUCAUGGCUACCCGCUUGAAGCUCCCUGUCUCCACCACCCAAUGCAUCACCGGCGCCACCGUCGGCGUCGGUCUCUGCUCGGGCACCUGGCGCACCGUCAACUGGCGCAUGGUUAUCUGGAUCUACCUCGGCUGGAUCAUUACCCUGCCCGUCACCGGCAUCAUCUCAGGCUGCCUGAUGGGCAUCAUCAUCAACGCUCCUCGCUGGGGCUACUCUGGUUAA
Molecule: messenger RNA, 1749 nt
Organism: Parathielavia appendiculata
Lineage: Eukaryota; Fungi; Ascomycota; Sordariomycetes; Sordariales; Chaetomiaceae
Product: phosphate-repressible phosphate permease
Exons: 5
Coding region: 1-1749 (582 amino acids)
Biological process (GO): phosphate ion transmembrane transport
Cellular component (GO): membrane
Source: RefSeq, a predicted model, not a curated record